Messenger RNA from Manihot esculenta (cassava), 1425 nucleotides. Its product is annotated as dehydration-responsive element-binding protein 1A. Gene Ontology annotation, molecular function: DNA binding; DNA-binding transcription factor activity. The coding region runs from base 267 to 962 and encodes 231 amino acids. Lineage: Eukaryota; Viridiplantae; Streptophyta; Magnoliopsida; Malpighiales; Euphorbiaceae. Gene Ontology annotation, biological process: regulation of DNA-templated transcription. The transcript has a single exon. The record is from RefSeq and is a predicted model, not a curated record.
GUGUCAAUAAGAAAAGCCAACUUCUGGAAAAACAGCUGGUACCAAGCCCACAAAAUAACCAGGCUGGCUCCUCAUCACACUCCGUGUUCGCGUUUCUUCAGAAACUGCCAACUCCCAUAUAACUCAUUACUCUCAUUUUAGUAUCAUAUACUAUAUAAAACCAACGCAUUUUCCCUUUUUUUUGCAACCAAAUAUAACACUUUCGCACUCGCUGAUCCCUUAAACCAGUCCUUAUCACCUUAUAUAUCUUUUUUUAAAGAAAGAAAAUGGAUGUUUUCUCUCACUACCCUGACCCACUCUCUUUUGCCAAUCAUUCUAGUUCACUUGACUUGCCAGAUUCUUCUUCUUUAUCUGAUCACGGUUGCAGUGCUCCUCGGGCUAGCCUUUCUGACGAAGAAGUCCUGUUAGCUUCCAGCUAUCCCAAGAAGCGGGCAGGCCGAAAGAAGUUCCGGGAGACUCGUCAUCCUGUUUAUCGUGGGGUCCGUCGGAGGAACUCUGGGAAGUGGGUUUGUGAAGUCAGAGAACCGAACAAAAAAUCAAGAAUAUGGUUGGGAACUUUUCCCACGGCGGAAAUGGCUGCUCGGGCCCACGACGUGGCGGCGUUGGCUCUUAGAGGACGGUCUGCAUGCUUGAAUUUUGCGGACUCAUCAUGGCGGCUUCCUGUACCUGCAUCCACUGAUGCAAAGGACAUUCAGAAGGCAGCAGCAGAGGCGGCGAUGGCGUUCCAGCCGGUAGGGACAGAAGGAUUUUCUGAAGAAAUAAAGCGGGAAAAUAAAAAGACGACAGGGGAAGAGUCCGAGGAUGUGUUUUAUAUGGACGAAGAGGCGAUUUUCGGAAUGCCUGGAUUGCUGGCAUACAUGGCAGAAGGAAUGCUGUUGCCUCCACCUCAAUGCGUUGAAGAGUCUGGAGAGGACAAAGAAAUGACUGCAGCUGAUAUGUCAUUAUGGAGUUUUUCAAUAUGAUUUACUAAAAAAAAAUAAAAAAUUGAGUGUUGUAAUAGGUAGUUAUAUAUAUAAGAUAGGAGUAAAAGGUUCAAUGCUCUGCACCCGCAGGCUUACCCCUGCUGUUAGGUGCAUCUCCAGCCUAGGGUAAAGAUUCUAGGUUUGAGUAUCUUUACCAAUAAAUAUGAAAAACGGCAAGAAAACAUCUCUCCGUACAUAAUAUUUUUGACUAGUACGGUAAGAAGAUUGGAAGGCUGCUGAAUGAUGUUAUCUUUUAAGUUUAGCGUAUGGCAUUUAUUGAUGUGAGCAUCAUAUGCCAUUAGUAGUAAUAUAAUUAUUCCCACUGGUAAUUGUUUGUACUUUGCAGGCAAUUAUGAGCCGUGCAUUGAUGUGGAUGCUUUCCGUGUGUACGUUUGUAUUAUCCAAUGUAUAUACUCUUAUAAAUAUCUAUGCAACUCUUCUCUUGGUUCGAAACUAAUUCAAC